Messenger RNA from Phytophthora infestans T30-4, 2325 nucleotides. RefSeq names its product protein kinase, putative. Bases 82 to 2325 code for a protein of 747 amino acids. The record is from RefSeq and is a predicted model, not a curated record. Lineage: Eukaryota; Oomycota; Peronosporomycetes; Peronosporales; Peronosporaceae. Gene Ontology annotation, molecular function: protein binding; protein kinase activity; ATP binding. The transcript has 4 exons. Gene Ontology annotation, biological process: protein phosphorylation.
AUUGCUGAGACCCAGGCGCGUCGAACCGUGUCAGUCUCGCAAUAAUCAGGUGUCAAAUCGCGCCGCUACAUUCAAUCGAAUAUGAUGCGCAUCGUUUUCCGCACCAUUGCAGCCGCGCUGCUGCUAGCCGGCUCAACACACGCCGCAUGUGGAACCAAAGGGACAAUCGUGCUCAUGGCCACCGGCGACGACAGCGAGGGUCUCAUCGUGGACGCCGAUUGUGAACAGACUGAAGUGGACGUCACCACGAGCAAGAACAAUCCAACUCUCACAGCCAGCAGUAUGGGCAUCCAGAAGGUGCUGAGCGCCCCGGACGUCAAGACAAUAGACCUAUCGCUGAACAACAUCACGUCGGUGGCUGUAUCCAACCUGACGACGCUGGAUAAACUAACGUUGACGUCAAACGCGGUCACGAGCUUCAGCAAAUUGGAAGUUCCGGACACACUCACACAGUUGGACUUGAGCUGGAACAACAUCGCGUCGUUCGACGGCAUGGCGCUGCCCGACACGAUGACGCAGCUGUUCCUAGGUGGCAACCCGAUCUCGUCUGUUUCUGGCGUGACCUUUCCGUCGUCAUUGACGCUGCUUUACAUCCACAACCUCAAACUGACCACUCUGGACGGCGCGACCUUCCCGGACAGUGUCCAGUACUUGUCUCUGGUGCAGUCUGGUUUGUCCAGUUUGGACGGCGUCAACUUCCCGGACAGUCUGCAGUACAUCGACUUCUCGUUCAACACAAUCACGUCGCUGCCCUCCGGAUUCCCGUCCACAGUGGUGCAGAUCACAGCCACGAACAACGAGAUCGCACAGCUCAACAAAUACUCGUUCCCGUCCAGCAUCACGUCGCUCAACUUUUCCGGCAACCCCAUCGAGUCGAUUCGUGGCGUUUCGUUCCCCAUGGCGCUGUCCAAACUGGAUUUUGGCUCGAACGAGAUCACGAACUUCGAGAUCUCGCGCUCAGACUACUCCACCUUCAAGGACUUGGACGUUUUCAACGCUGUAGUGGCACAGACGAGCUGCUCCACGUCUGGCGCCGAGCUGGUCGCCGUCUCUGGCUACAGCAUCUGCGUCAUCUCGGACGAGUUGUUCGAAAGAACAUACGGCAACUCCACGUCGUCUUCAAGCGCCGAGAGCUCUGUCACGGCGCUCAUCGCCAGUAGUAACAGCAACUCGACCAUCCUCAUUGUGGUCAUCUGCUUGGCUGCUGUGCUGGCCGUGGCUCUAGCAGCUUUCGCCUACCGAACGUACCGCGUGCGUCAGACUGAGAAGGACAUCUCGGGGGGACGUAUGGACGAGAACAACUUCUUCGCCAACAACACGCUGAUGGGCACGGCCACUAACUCGGGGGGCCAACACAUCGCCAACAAGCCUCACCACGCAGACUCGAACUCGUUCAACACGAUCUUCAGUGGCGGCAAAGUGACCAUGAUGGGAGGGACAGCCAUCGAGUCGGCGCUCGUCAAGUACCGUGUGCCUGCCAACGAGGUUCACAUUGAGCGAUCCAUUGCCAAGGGAGGCUUCGGUAUCGUGUACCUUGCCAACUACCAGAGUCGCUCUGUGGUGGUCAAGAAGAUUCUACCGGAAAAGGCGGCGGACGACCGCUGUCUGAGUGCGUUUAUCGAAGAGAUUAAGCUCAUCUCGUCUCUGUCGCACGCCAAGAUUGUGCGGUUUAUCGGUGUGAGCUGGAGUAUGCUCUCCGACAUGGCUGUGCUCAUGGAAUACCUGCCCAACGGAGACCUCGAUAUGCUGCUGAAACAGCAACACGAGCGGCAAGAAAUGUACCCGAAGGAGUUCGACUGGUACCAGAAUUCCUCUGUACUUCCAGCCAAGGCUUCGAUCGCUCUGGACGUGCUGGAAGCCAUCGUGUAUCUGCACUCGUUCCCGUCGCCUAUUAUCCACCGCGACCUCAAGUCGAAGAACGUGCUGCUGAGUGCGUCGUACGAGGCCAAACUGAGCGACUUUGGCGUAAGUCGCGAGUGGCAAGUGGACACGACGAUGACGGCGGGAAUCGGCACGAUGGCCUGGAUCGCCCCCGAGGUGCUACGAGGCGAGAGGUACACGGAGAUGGCCGACAUCUACUCGUUCGGUGUGAUUCUGUCCGAACUGGCCACGUGCAUCAAGCCGUUCGACGGCGUAACAAACGCCCUGAUCGUCCUCAAGGUCACGAGCGAAGAGAAGCCGGAUCUGGGCCAGAACUGCCCCGAGGACAUCCGAGAGCUGGCAGAUCGCUGCUUGAGCUUCAACGCCAACGACCGCCCGAGUGCGAGCGUGGCGCAUUACGAGCUGCGUACGUUGCUUAAGUUGCACUCGGCGUUUGAGCUCUAG